AUGGAAAUCCCGAGGCUGCUGCUGGCUCGCCGGACGGCGCAGGGCGGCGGCGGCGGCGGCGGCGGCGGCGGCGGCCCCGCGGGCGGCAGCGGCGGGGUCCACCGAGGCCCCGACUCGCCGGCUUGUCAGGCCCCGGCGCGCCGCCUCCUCCUGCUCCGGGGGGCCCAAGAUGGCGCGCCCGGGCCGCGGAGCGACGAGGCCCAUAGGGCCUCGCGGGGCCCCGGCCCGAGCCCAAGCCCGAGCCCGCUGGCGCCCAGGCCGGAUCUUGCGAUCGGCGGCGGCGGCGGCGGCGGCGGCGGUGGCGGCGGCGGCGGCGGCGGCGGCGGCGGCGGCGGCGGCGGCGGCGACGACUUCUUCCUGUUGCUGCUCGACCCGGUGGGUGGCGACGUGGAAAGCGCGGGCGCGGAGCAGGCCGGAGGGCCGGUGCGGAGGGAGGAGGCCGAGGCGGGCCUGGGGCCCGAGCGGGGCGGGAGCGGCGCGCAGCCCGCCAGCCGCCCCGCGCUGGUCCCCCGCCGGCUGGCGGCAGUGGCGGCGGCCUCGGCGCCCGUGUCGGUGCCCGUGCCGGCGCCGGUGCCGGUGCCGGUGCCCGUGCCCGUGUCGGUGCCGGUGUCGGGUCCCGUGCCGGGCCUGAGCCCCGCGCCUGGCCCCGCGGCGGCCUUCGCGGGCACCAUCACCAUCCACAACCAGGACCUGCUGCUGCGCUUCGAGAAUGGAGUCCUGACCCUGACCACGCCCCCGCUGCCCGCCUGGGAGCCCGGGGUCGCGCCUUUCCCGCAGCCGCAGCCCGGGGGUCCGGCCGCCCCGCCGCCGGCCGGCUUCCCGCAAGCUGCCGCCGCGCAGCUGGGAGACUGCCCCGAGUUGCCGCCCGACCUCCUGCUGGCGGAGCCGGCCGAGCCCGCGCCCGCGCCGGCGCCUGAGGAGGAGGCCGAGGGCCCGGCGGCGGCCGCCCAGAGCCCCCGCGGACCGCUGGUGCCCGGCCACCCGGGCGUGGUGCUGUACCUGUGCCCCGAGGCGCAGUGCGGGCAGACGUUCGCCAAGAAGCACCAGCUGAAGGUGCACCUGCUGACGCACAGCAGCAGCCAGGGCCAGCGGCCCUUCAAAUGCCCCCUGGGCGGCUGCGGCUGGACCUUCACCACGUCCUACAAGCUCAAGAGGCACCUGCAGUCACACGACAAGCUGCGGCCCUUCGGCUGCCCCGCCGAGGGCUGUGGCAAGAGCUUCACCACCGUGUACAACCUCAAGGCACACAUGAAGGGCCACGAGCAGGAGAACUCGUUCAAGUGCGAGGUGUGCGAGGAGAGCUUCCCCACGCAGGCCAAGCUCAGCACCCACCAGCGCAGCCACUUCGAGCCCGAGAGGCCCUACCAGUGUGCCUUCUCGGGCUGCAAGAAGACCUUCAUUACCGUCAGCGCCCUGUUCUCCCACAACCGCGCCCAUUUCAGGGAACAGGAACUCUUCGCCUGCUCCUUCCCGGGCUGCAGCAAGCAGUAUGACAAGGCUUGCCGCCUCAAGAUCCACCUGCGCAGCCACACGGGUGAGAGGCCCUUCCUCUGCGACUUCGACGGCUGCGGCUGGAACUUCACCAGCAUGUCCAAGCUCCUGCGGCACAAGAGGAAGCACGAGGACGACCGCAGGUUCACCUGCCCCGUGGAGGGCUGCGGCAAGUCCUUUACCAGGGCCGAGCACCUCAAAGGCCACAGCAUCACCCACCUGGGCACGAAGCCCUUCGUGUGCCCCGUGGAAGGCUGCUGUGCUAGGUUCUCUGCCCGGAGCAGCCUCUACAUCCACUCCAAGAAGCACCUGCAGGAUGUGGACACUUGGAAGAGCCGCUGCCCGGUGUCCACCUGUAACAAACUCUUCACCUCCAAGCACAGCAUGAAGACCCACAUGGCCAAGAGGCACAACCUGGGCCAGGAUCUCUUGGCGCAGCUGGAGGCGGCCAAUUCCCUCACGCCCAGCAGCGAACUGACCAGCCAGGGCCACAGUGAUCUCAGUGGCCCCGAGAUAGUGUCUCUCUUCUCCGACGUGCCUGGCGCUGGCUCUGCCGCUGUGCUGGACACGGCCUUGGUCAAUUCGGGAAUCCUGACCAUCGAUGUGGCUUCCGUGAGCUCCACUCUGGCGGGGAGCCUCCCCGCCAGCAGUCCGGAUGCCCUGGGGCCCGCUGUGGAUGCCCGCGCCCUGAGGCCCGCCAGCGACCUGCCCCAGAGUCUGGACACCUCGCUCUUCUUCGGAACCACGGCCUCUGGCUUUCAGCAGAGCCCCCUGGAUCUGGAUGAUGUCUCCAGUGGCAGCGUGGGGCCCUUGGGCUCCCUGGGCUGUCUGGCCAUGAAAAACGCAAGCGCAGAGCCCCAGGCUCUGACGCCCAGCAGCAAGUUGACCGUGGACACGGAAGCUCUCACUCCUUCCAGCACCCUCUGUGAAAACAGCGUCUCCGAACUCCUGACUCCAGCCAAAGCCGACUGGCAUGUCCAUCCUGACUCGGACUUCUUUGCACAGGAGGAAGACAGCCAGUUUGGCUUCUCCAACCCAACAGGAAACCAUGGCUGUCACAAAGAAACAGAUCUUAUCACAGCGACGGGCAGCUCCUUUUUGGUAUGAACCGACUCUGUUCCUUCUCCGCCACGCCAUGCCACCGGGCUUGCUUUUAUUACGCUCGAAUUUGAGGGGCCUCUGGACUGAAUGCUUCCGGCCGUGGGAUCGUUUCUCACUGCUUUGAGAGACAGCCCCUCCCUCCCUGGACUGCAAGUGUGGAGAUUUUCAUUCUGAUCUUGAGUGGAACUGACAAGUUCUGUGACCCUGAGUGAGUCACUUGACUUCUCUGAGCCUUAAUGUCCUUAUUUAUAAGAGGAGGUGGUUUGAUUGGGUUGCUCUUUGGUCUUUUCACCUCUUUAUUUUACUGCUUUUAUGAUCAUUGUGUAUAAAUUUAUUGUAUUUUAUAAUGAGUAAUCAUUGCCUAUGCUUCUAAUGUAAUGAAAAGUGUUUUCAUUACUUUGAAUAUUGAAUGAGCAGAGUUAGAGGAAUUAUACCUUUAAAUAAUUUGAUGAAAUUUUUAUAGUGCCAACUGUUAUAUCCAUGAGUGGAGUACCAAUAAGCUCAAAAAUGUUUCUUUUUAAUCUUUUAUGAGGAUAUCUCUUUUCCGAAUUGGGGGGGGGGGGGGUCCUGUAUUGUUGUGAAAAAUGCCCAGCUAAUGAAGUAUUGCCUCUGUGUUUUUAAAUAUGUGGCCUUAAAGUAAUUAUGUAGUAAGCCUUAGUUCCCUAGUUUUAAAAACAAUUUUACAAAUGUAAAGUUUUCCAAUGCAUAUUGGUAGACUUGCUUUUCUUUCCUUAUAAUUGGUAUUGAAGGGAAACUCUGUUUUGGUGUGCUUUUGUGACCAAUGUUACUUUUCUUGUGCUUUUAAUUCCUUCCUCUAAGGGGAGAAAUUCACAUUAUAUGAAGUCAUAAUUUUGUAGACAGUAAAGUUUUAUAAGUGCUAAGAAGAAAGGAAGGGGAUUAUUCCUUGUUUUUUUUUUUCAUGUAACAUUGCCCACAUUUCCAUGUGAUUUGCUUGUGUUCACACUCAAAGUCAUCUCUGGCCCUGUGUGUAUAGUCUACUGUUCCAAGAAAAUCUGGGAAUUGACCAGUGGGAAAUUUUCUCCCUUCUGCCCUAGAGAGAUCACUGCUGGCCUCCUGUGAAAUGAGAGACUUUGUUUGCAUUUUGCCUAGAUUGUAUCUUCCCUUACAUGAAUAAUGAAUUUUCCAGAUUAUGUAGAACUUUCAUACUUAGCAUAUCUGAUAAUCACAGUCUUUUAAGGUAGUUAUAGCAGAGUCAAUACUAUUAUUGAUUUUAAAAUUGAUAUGACAAAUGGAUUUUAGUACAUACAUGUGUGUUGUAUGUGUAUGUGGUAUGUGCAUGUGUGUAUAUAUGUAUUAUAUAUGUAAUAUAUAUAUAUAUAUAUAUAUAUACCAAAAUAAGGAGGAUAUAUUUCUACCUCUCCCAUUCUACCCUUGUGGAUUUCAUGUUCAGUUUGUUUAUAGUCAUUGCUCUAUUCCACCUUAAUCAAUAAAUGUUCUUCUGCCUGUUCUGCUUCCUUUCUACCUUGCCUUGUAUAUGUAUAUUGCCUUGUAUAUGUAUACCAAUCCUUCCCAUGCAUCUACGUUAUUUAUUUUUAAAUUAGGUCUCUUUUGUAUUCAAUGUUGGUCAGUUGUUUUGCUCAUGGUCCAUUUUCAGCCACAGUAUUUACUGCAAGUCUCUGUGUGCACUGAGAAUUUAUUUUCUAGAUUCAGAUGAUGUUUAUAUAUGAAUCUGAUGUUAUUUGUGAUAUUUUAUAUAAUGUUUUAAGAAGUACUACUUUUCUAAACUUUUUACCAUGUAGUUCUGCUAUCAAGUACUAUUAGUUGUUUUGAAACACGCAAAUGGAGUACUGUUUACACGUGAAUACUUGAGAGCAACAAUUAUCAUGGUACUGUGACAGUGCACUUUAUAAUUUACCACUUUUGAUUGCAUCUGUACUAUCUUUAUAAUUCCUAAAUUGGGUAUACUUAUUCUGUGAAAGAGUAAAAACAUUACAUAAAUUUGUAAUUUAAAGAAAUAAAAUUUUAUUGUGUCCUGGCAUUGAAGAGCUCUUGUUCAGCACUUUGGAAGGAUUUUAAGACUGUUUUAGAAAUGCAUUUUCAUUAGUAAAACAAAUUGUAUUCUCUUAGAUUAUUCUGCUUUUCUUAUAGAAAAGAAUGUGUAAGCCUAAAGUCUAUGCACACGGGUCAUAGGCAUCUAUUAAGAUAUGUAACCAUAAAGAUAUUUAAAAAUGCUGUCAGUCUGUUUUUAAUCUUUCAGAAUACUUUCCUCCCAUAAAACAGUCAUAAACUUUACUUUUGCUUAUAGUUUGUGUAAUUUUCAGAGGAUACAUUUUAUUUUCCUUAAAGAUAAAAAUCUUGUAAUUGUCUUUAAGAUUUCUCUUUCUAUUGGUUCUGUCAUAAAUUUGUGAUUUUUCAAACCAUGGGACCUGAUUUAGUUUGAUCUCAUUUGCCUUUUGUGCCUCUUCAGUUUUGAUUUAUUACUUUCCAAUUGAAAACACAAUAAUAAAAUGUGUUGUAGUUUA
Messenger RNA from Dipodomys spectabilis (banner-tailed kangaroo rat), 5075 nucleotides. RefSeq names its product zinc finger X-linked protein ZXDB-like. Gene Ontology annotation, biological process: regulation of transcription by RNA polymerase II. Gene Ontology annotation, cellular component: nucleus. The coding region runs from base 1 to 2598 and encodes 865 amino acids. The transcript has a single exon. Gene Ontology annotation, molecular function: transcription coregulator activity. The record is from RefSeq and is a predicted model, not a curated record. Lineage: Eukaryota; Metazoa; Chordata; Mammalia; Rodentia; Heteromyidae.